Messenger RNA from Manis javanica (Malayan pangolin), 4822 nucleotides. It is a transcript of the gene P2RX7, whose product is annotated as purinergic receptor P2X 7. The record is from RefSeq and is a predicted model, not a curated record. Lineage: Eukaryota; Metazoa; Chordata; Mammalia; Pholidota; Manidae. Gene Ontology annotation, molecular function: purinergic nucleotide receptor activity; ATP binding; extracellularly ATP-gated monoatomic cation channel activity. Gene Ontology annotation, cellular component: plasma membrane. Gene Ontology annotation, biological process: cell surface receptor signaling pathway; response to ATP; calcium ion transmembrane transport.
GGCCUGCUGUGGCUCUUCUGCUAGGUUUGAGCCCUGGUCCAGCCCUGAGCAGUGAGCCUCUCACCAUGUCAGCCUGCUGCAGCUGGAAAGAUGUUUUCCAGUAUAAGACAAACAGAGUCACCCAGGUCUACAGCAUGAGUUAUGGCACCAUUAAGUGGAUCUUCCACGUGUUGGUCUUUUCCUACAUCAGCUUUGCUUUGGUGUUUGACAAGCUGUAUCAACAGAAAGAGCCUGUUAUCAGUUCGGUGCACACCAAGGUGAAAGGGAUAGCAGAGGUGAAGGAGGAGAUUAUGGAGAAUGGAGUGAAGAAGGUGGUGCCAAGCAUCUUUGAUUCCGCAGAUUACACCUUCCCUUUGCAGGGGAACUCCUUCUUUGUGAUGACCAACUUUCUUAAGACAGAAGGCCAAGAGCGGGGUUUGUGUCCCGAGUAUCCUACCCGUGCGACACGCUGUUCCUCUGACAAGGGCUGUAAAAAGGGAAGGAUGGACCCACAGGGCAAAGGCGUCCAGACUGGAAGGUGUGUAGUGUAUAAAGGGGAUGUGAAGACCUGUGAAGUCUCUGCCUGGUGUCCCAUUGAAGAAGCGGAAGAUGCCCCCCGGCCUGCACUCUUGAACAGUGCUGAAAACUUCACUGUGCUCAUCAAGAAUAAUGUCCACUUCCCUGGCCACAACUACACCACGAGGAACAUCUUGCAAGAUUUAAACAUCACUUGCACCUUUCACAAGACCAAGAAUCCACAGUGUCCCAUUUUCCAACUAGGAAAUAUCUUCCAAGACACAGGAGAUAAUUUUUCAGAUGUGGCAAUUCAGGGAGGAAUCAUGGGUAUUGAGAUCUACUGGGACUGCAACUUGGACACGUGGUUCCAUCACUGCCGGCCAAAAUACAGUUUCCGUCGCCUUGAUGACAAGACCACUAAUGAAUCUUUGUACCCUGGCUACAAUUUCAGAUACGCCAAGUACUAUAAGGAGAAUAGUGUUGAAAAACGGACUCUGAUAAAAGUCUUCGGGAUCCGUUUUGACAUCCUGGUUUUCGGCACCGGAGGAAAAUUUGACAUUAUCCAGCUGGUCGUGUACAUCGGCUCAACCCUUUCCUACUUUGGUUUGGCCAGUCUGUUCAUUGACUUUCUCAUCGACACUUACUCUAGUAAAUGCUGCCGAUCCCAGAUAUAUCCCUGUUGCAAGUGCUGCGAAUGCUGUGCAGUCAAUGAAUACUACUAUGAGAAGAAGUGUGAGUCCAUUGUGGAGCCAAAGCCGGUAUUAAAAUAUGUGUCCUUUGUGGAUGAAUCCUACAUUAGGAUGGUGGAUGAGCAGCUACUUGGGAGAAGUUUGCAAUAUAUUAUAGGCGAAGAGGUCCCAAGACCCUUGAUGGACUUCACAGAGUUGUCCAGGCUGCCCCUAUCUCUCCACAACCUACCUCCUAUUCCUGGACAACAAGAGGACAUACAGCUAUUGAAUGAACAGGGGACUCCUAGAUCAGGCAACGUGCCAGACUGGUGCCAGUGUGGAAAUUGCCUUCCGUCUCAACUUCCCGAGAGCCACAGGUGCCUGGAGGAGCUGUGCUGUCGGAAAAAGGCAGGUGCCUGCAUCACCACCUCGGAGCCAUUCAAAAAGCUUGUCCUGUCUAGACAGGUUCUAAAGUUCCUCCUGCUCUACCAGGAGCCCUUGCUGGUACUGGAUGCAGAUUCCACCAACAGCCAGCUGCGGCAUUGUGCCUACAGGUGCUACAACACCUGGCGCUUCAGCAAACAGGACCUGGCUGACUUUGCUAUCCUGCCUAGCUGCUGCCGUUGGAGGAUCCGGAGAGAGUUUCCCAAAAGUGAAGGCCAGUACAGUGGCUUCAAGCAUCCUUACUGAUGGCAUGAGGGUGAACAGUCAUAUUAACAUUACCUUUGCUUGAUCAAGGUUGAACUUCACCUGCAAAGAUCUGUAGUCAAAUUUCCAACUAAACAGAAAUGUGUUUUCCUCUCCUAGACUUCUGUAUGUGUCUGGGAGCAAAGUGCACAAACAAACUGGAAUGCCUCAGCAUGGACUGAGAGUCACAAUAUUUGGAUGUAUAUAUCAGUUCUGUCCCUGAGAAGCUGUGUACAAGAUCCUAGGCUUUUAACCUCUGUACCUCAGCUACCUUAUUAUUACCCAACCUACUAUUUCACAGAGAUGCUGGGAGGACAAAUUGAGACAGCAUACAUGAGCUUCCUUGUUAAUGCAUAAAGAGCUACAUGAAUGUAAACAGCUCAUUAUGAGGCCAGACUAGAAUAAUGUCCAAAUAUGAACAAACAGCUUGGUCCUGGUUAAAGAAUGUAGAGCAUUAAAAGUGGCCAAAUAUCCUUUGGCACUUCUCCUCCAGAACCUGAGAAUUAUGUUUCCUACCCUUGCCUUUGGAUAAUUCUGAUUGCUUUAUUCAAUAGUGGAAGUGACACCGUGUCAGCCUCAGGGUCUUGGUCUCAAGAAGCUGGCAGUUUCCACUUCCUGUUCUUUGACAAGCCAGUCCCCAAGUAAAAGCCUGAUUAUCCUGAGACCAUCCUUCUGUGAGGAAGCCCAAGCAGCCUCCUAGAGGGAUACCCAACCAGCUCUCAGCUUUCAGGACAUCCAAGCCCAGUCUUGACCUGGAAGAGAAGAAGCCUUCAGAUGAUUGCAGACCCUGCUAACAUAUGACUACCACUGCAUCAGGGACCUCAAGUGAGAGCUGCCAGUGAACAAAGUGGUUGUUUUGAACCACUAAAUUUUGGGUUGUUACACAGCAACUGAUACUGGGACAGAGAACAAGCCUGACUCAUGGGAACAUAGAUGCCGCCCAUCCAUCCCUUGGUUCCAAGGUUUUUAGGGAGCCUGGACCACCCUUGGAGCCCCUCGGGGCUUAGGUUUCUAUUUGGCAGUUCUAGGAGGGCUACAGACCAAAUCAGGUAGCCCACCAGACCAGCCCUGGAGUUCAUCAAAUCUAACUGCCCAGCUACCCAAUACAUUCCAAUCCUUAGCAUAUUUCUAUGAGUCAAAGUAACUAGUACUAUUAAAAACUGGAAAUGGCUGCCUUUAUACCUUUAACAUCCUGUACUUCGCAGCCAGUUGGAAUGGAUGCAGUCUGGAUGCUACUUAAAAAGCAACCCACACCCAAACCUUUACAAUUUUUAUACAUCAACUGCUAAGAAUAUGAAAAUGGAUAGUCACAUGUUUCAGGAUCCUCCUGCAGGAUUUCCUUUUCAUGGUUUUGGUACUGGAACUGACUAUUUCUAAACAACUGUGUAAAGACUACAUAGAGACCACCAUUCAAUACUGUGACUGAUGAAGGAUCUAUGAGUUUUUUUAUACAUACCUUAGAUCUACCAUUUUGAUACUUUUUUAAAACCAGCAGCUUUCUAUUGCAUUAAUGUAAAUAUGAACAAAAUGCUUCUUUUUUGGACCCAGGAUUUUAUCUGGACUCUUAAAAUCAGGAAUUAAGUAGGAGAGACUCAUCUUUCAUUUUUACUACCUUUCAGAGAUUAUUUUUGAAAGGUGGAUUAUGUAUGAUUUCUUCAGAAUUUCAAGUUUUACUCUGAGAAUUCUACAUCACAGCUACAGAGUUCCAUCCUAAUGACCUGAGUCCUAUACCUUUAUUUUUUGGUACCUUACUCCUAGCAUGUUUUAAUUACCUCAUGGAGGUCCCAGAUGGGGUCAAAAUUUAGAAUGGCAAAUAAUCACUGGAUCCAGCUCCUGUUUUCCCUCACCUUCCCCACAGAUGCUUUAGGUGAGAGGGUGAUGUCUUAUGUCAGCUGUGAGUAAAAUGUCUGACACUUCCUAUAAUAACGUACAUCAUGUUUGUAUUCUUAUUUUUAGUCUACUGCAUAAAAUAAUGUCAUCACCAAAGACAUCCCAAGGAGAAUCACAUUUUGUAGGAUCUGUUUUCUUGUACUUAAAUGCAUUCAUCUGUUAUGGUAACUGCACAGUAUUCAUUACUUCAUUUUUGAAUUGGUCAGUAUGGGGAAAAACCCACACACAUUUGGUGUCUGAAGUGUUAUGAGUAGCAAAACAGGUUUUCUGUUAGGCAUUCAGUAGAGACCAAUGGUAGAAAAGGCUGCUGCUGUCAUGGAGAUAUGAAGAGAUAGACAUUAAUCAAAUCAAACAAAUGUAAACUUGCAUCUUGUGGCAAGUAUCAUGAUGAAGAUAAGUGAUGCUCUGAGAUCGUUAUAAGGGAAUUUGACCUCUUUGGGGAGAUCAGAGAAAUCUUUCCUGAGAAAGGAGCCUUUUAGCUGAAAUCCAAAGGAUAUGUAGUAGAUAACUAGGUGAAUAGGGUAGGAAAGAGCAUUCUAGGCAGUGAUGCUAGCAUGUGCAAAGGCCUUGAGGCAGAAAAAGCAAAGCCAGUUUAUAGAACUUAAUGGAGACCUGUAUGCCUGUUGCAUAAGUAGGAAGGGGAAGUAGGGAAUGAGACAAGACUGAGCAGGCAAGCAGGGGCUGGACUGCACAGAGUCUUGCAGGCCAUGGCAAGGAGUUUUGUCUCUGUCUAAGAAAGACCAGUAGAGAGCCUUGAAGGGUUUUAAGUAGGAGGCUGGUAAGAUUAUAUUUGAUUUUUAAAAAAUCAUUCUGGAUAAACAGAUUCAAGAUGGUGGCAUGAGAGGUGAGAUGGAGAACUCCUCCCAAAACCACAAAUAGUACAAAAUAUACUUAAUUAAUACAACUAACCCUAAAACAGCAACAAUAAGGCUGAACCAGACUCCAUACAGACAUCAUGAAUAGAGCAGACCUCAUGAAACAGGGUAACAUAUAAAAGCCUUAAUCCCUGAUCAUUUAAAGGGUGUCAGAUGAUCAGCUAUGGAAGUACAUUUUUCUAAUAUUCCUUUCUCUUAAAAAAAGAA